AUGUUACCUCCCCCUUCCACCCCAUUGGAGACCACUUGCCCCAUCUACAUCAUCACCGAGUACUGCAUCUAUGGCAACCUGAUGGACAACCUGCAUCCAACCCAUAGCUUGCACCCCUAUAUCAUCCCCCUGCCUGACCCCAAAACAGAGGCUGCUGAUGAGGGUCUGCUGGAGGGUUCCCCCAGCCUCGCCAGCUCCACCCUGAAUGAAGCCAACACCUCCUCUACCAUCUCCUGUGACAGUCCUCUCGACCCCCAGGAAGAACCAGAGCCAGAACCCCUGCCCCAGCCCCAGGGGGACUCCCAGAUGGAGCUGGAGCCACCAAUGGAUGCAGGCUGCCCUGGGCCUCGGGCCGAAGCAGAGGACAGCUUUCUGUAGGGGCUGGACCCCACUCUGUGCCACGAGAAGCUCCCCUUCUGCCACCAGGCCACAGCCCCCGGGCCUGGCAUCCUGUGAGCCAUGCUGCUCCUGCCAGCUGUCCCAUGUGGAAGGCUUCUGUCCCUGCCACACUGCUCCCCAAGCCCUGGGGCUGGCUCAGGAGGCCAGAGAACUGCAGGACCAUGCCCAGCCUCUGCCUCAGGGAGGCCAUGUGACUGAGCCAAGGUCCCUCCCAGGGGACCCAGUUUCCCAGUGCACAAGAUGAGACAUUGAACUUGGUAGUUCACAGUCCACCUGGG
Molecule: messenger RNA, 677 nt
Organism: Marmota monax (woodchuck)
Lineage: Eukaryota; Metazoa; Chordata; Mammalia; Rodentia; Sciuridae
Product: platelet-derived growth factor receptor beta-like
Exons: 3
Coding region: 1-378 (125 amino acids)
Source: RefSeq, a predicted model, not a curated record